UGUGCUUUACCAUCAUCAGUGAUAUUUUAUUUGACUUACGAUCUAGUCAGUGUAGACGGAGGCAGACAGUCACGGUCUUAUCGACAGACAGACACAACACAGUAAUCGAAAAGCGGUCGUAGAUAAUUGAUCUUUAAGAUCUUUUUGAAGUUCGAAAGAUCUUAAAUUCGCACACAUCUAGUCUAGGUAUUCCAUUCCAGAUCUAUAAGUCUCAAAUGGUUUCGGUUUGAGUUCGAGUUCGAUACAACAUCAACAUAAACCUCAACGUUUAAAGUUUAAAUAAAAUAAUAUUAACGUAAACAACUCGAACACUAUCCCAGUAUAGCAUCUUUCAUACGUUAUACUCGAAAGCUAAAUUGAAUGUUGUCUAUCGCAAAAUCGUGUUGGUGGUAAUUAUUUGUUAGAUCGUUUCUAGUAUCUAGUUGGUUAUUUUAAGUCAGUUGUCAUUGUUUACUCCGACAAAAUACGUCGUAAGUUUAAUUACUUUUGCCGCACACUGUCGCCGCCGCCGCCGCGUCAUAUCGGUUUUUAAUUAUAUUUCAACAAACAAUUUUAAUAAUUACAAAUUACAACGAAAACGACAACGUUACACAUGUCAUUAUUUUUGUUCGUGUCAUCGUAACCUUAAAGACUAAAAUAUUGUAAUACUAAAUCAGUUCCAAGUUCAUUCUCAAGGAAAAAAUAAAUCUACAGCUCUCUAAUUCAAUACUAUAAUCAUGGCUGGACCACUACUCAACACAUGCUGCCGCUGCACAUCGCUACGGACGGGCUCAAUCAUAUCCGGACUCUUGGCUAUAAUACUUUCUAUCUUAACAAUCAUAGUGAUCUUCAUAACCCGAGUGGAAUUCAAAACCAUUCUCUUGGACUGGCUACCGUCGAGUGUGGUUAAAAUUAUCCUCGUGAUCAAUUUGUGCAUGACAAUUCUGAUAUCAACACUAAUGAUGGUCGGAGUGUUAAAGAGAAAUCAUUACCUUAUGCUGCCAUGGGUUGUGCUUGGAAUUAUGAUCGCACUUGGCCUGCUUAUUUCAGUUAUCUACACAGCGGUGAUGUUCUUUAUCGAUGGUUUUGUAUUAACCGGAGUGCUGUGGCUUAUAUUUGGAUUACUUUGUGUCGUAAUCCUAACUUAUUGCUGGUGCGUUGUUUACAGUGAGUACUAUGCACUUUCAGAUGAAAGCUCAAGAGGACGUUACAACAAACAACCAUACCGCCGUUAAGUUCGUCAAGCCAAUAAUAAAUUAUAUAAACACAUUUUUUUAAUUGUUAACUUUAUAAUAUUUAUAUAUUUUAAUAUUAAAACUAAUAAAAACAAAUAUUAUUUAUUGUAUGUAGUAAUUUUAAUAAUUAAUAUAAUAAUUGUUGAUAAUAACUACAAAUCAGUAGAACGUAAAAUUAAAAUAAAAUUUAUUUGUGAAACUUAUCUCUGACGAAAAGAAGAACUUAAUAAUGAAAUGCAAUACUCACACACAUUUAAAUACAAAUAAAAAGAAAUUUUGACUAUAA
This is a messenger RNA of Eupeodes corollae, 1500 nucleotides long. RefSeq lists its product as uncharacterized. Lineage: Eukaryota; Metazoa; Arthropoda; Insecta; Diptera; Syrphidae. The transcript is spliced from 4 exons. Bases 717 to 1214 code for a protein of 165 amino acids. The record is from RefSeq and is a predicted model, not a curated record.